UUAUUCACUAUAAUCCUAAUCUUCUUCAGUUUAAAAAAAAAAAGAUCUAACCUUUUUCAUGUUUUCCUCAUCAGAAUGGCAUCCUCUCCGUAUAGCCGCCCCAGUCCCAUCAGGGUCAAGUGUGUGCUUAACCACAAAAACACAAAAACCCUCAAUUUUAUGCAAGUAAAUGGGGAAAUUAGGCCGGGCACUCAAGUAAUCACUUACCUUAGUGCACUGUCCACUGGUGGUCAGGUGUAUGUCACGCAGUCCUCUUCAGACAGGGCUGCCUUUGAAGAGGGCGUGACAUACUAUAUAAAAAACUACACCGUGUCCUCAAGAUAUGGACAGGAACGUCUGUUCAUGGGUCCGAACACAACGACCUACAAAACCGCUCCCCUCACACUGACCUUUGAUGCAGAGAAGAUGGCCAAAGACGCCCUGGUUCCACCAUCUGUCUCAGUGACUGGGGAGGAGCAGGACCUCUUUUCAAGAGGGGGCUACUUAAUUCUGGAAGGAACUGUGGAACAUAUGCAGGUUCCAAGGAUGACGACUGUGAGGGACAGAGAAGUCCUCAUCUUGGACGUGGGGAUCAAAAGCGGCUCCAGAAUCCUUGAGGUGUCCUUAUGGCGGGACCAGGCCUUGUCCAAAUUCAAAAUUAAUGAUAAGGUGAACAUAUGUCACCUUCGAGCAAGCGCCAAGGCCACCAAGUUAAAUUCAACCCUGCACACUACUGUGGAGGUUUUGGAGCAAGGACCAGUGGUGGAGGACAUCGUGGUCAUUGGCUUGUCUGAAGCCAAUGGUGAGGUCUCCUUGCUCGCUGAGGACUUCAGCGAAUACACGGCACCUCCUGAGCUGCUUGAAGGGAGUGUAGAAGAGCUCCUGUGCCAGCUUCCACUUCAUUUAGAAGAGCCACAGAAAACAACCAAAGUCUGA
Messenger RNA from Cyprinus carpio (common carp), 915 nucleotides. RefSeq lists its product as uncharacterized. Lineage: Eukaryota; Metazoa; Chordata; Actinopteri; Cypriniformes; Cyprinidae. The coding region runs from base 76 to 915 and encodes 279 amino acids. The record is from RefSeq and is a predicted model, not a curated record. The transcript is spliced from 4 exons.